AUGGAACCAGAUGAUCACAUCCCGGUGGACGACGAGGGCUACGACACCAACUCGGCGGGUACGAGCUAUGUGACCAGCAUAGCAUCGGAAAUCCGUAAUGGGAUUGAGGAGUACGGUCGCCGGUGGGCGGUCUACGGAAAACACUUCUACGGCCUCCCCAUCGACGACGCGGAACAGGAUCGCAACGACCUUCAGCACUACAAGUUCUUCUUGAUGUACGAAGGACGGCUUCACCUCGCUCCGAUCGAUCCGCAGCCACAGAACAUCCUGGACCUAGGCACCGGCAGCGGAAUCUGGGCCAUUGAGGCCGCCGACCUCUAUCCCUCAGCACGGGUGAUUGGCGUCGACAUUGCAGCCGUGCAACCAAGCUGGGUAUCUCCCAAUUGCCAGUUCGAGAUUCUAGACGUAGAGACGGACUGGGAGUUUCGCCGGAAUUCGUUCGAUUUGAUCCACGCCCGAGAAUUCAUCUUCGCUAUUCGAGAUUGGCCCGCGCUCAUCUCACAAGCAUAUGACCAUCUUCGACCUGGCGGUUACUUCGAACUCGCCGUUACAGUCCCUGAAGUCACAUGUGAUGACGGAACGUGUCCUCCGGACUCCCAGUACGUCGAAAUGGGCAACAUAUUCUUCAAAAUCGCAGAAGCGAUGGGCCUGGACGGCCACGCCUACCGGCUGUGGAAGGAUCAACUCCGGGACCGGGGCUUCGAGGACGUCCACGAGACAGUGUUCAAGAUGCCCACGAAUGAUUGGCCAAAGGAUCGGCGCCUGAAGACCAUAGGGAAACUCGAGAUGCAGAACUUCUUCCAAUAUGCUCAGGCUGGGUUUGAGCGAGGGGCUACCGCUCUGCUGGGCAUGGAGCGUGCUCAACUCGCGGUCAUGCUCGCGCACACGAGACGAGAAAUCCUCGAUCGGAAUAUUCAUACCUAUGUUAAAUUUGUCAAUGUAUACGGCCGAAAACCAGGACCAUGA
Messenger RNA from Cladophialophora yegresii CBS 114405, 966 nucleotides. RefSeq lists its product as uncharacterized. The record is from RefSeq and is a predicted model, not a curated record. The transcript is spliced from 3 exons. NCBI's taxonomy places the organism in Eukaryota, Fungi, Ascomycota, Eurotiomycetes, Chaetothyriales, Herpotrichiellaceae. Bases 1 to 966 code for a protein of 321 amino acids. Gene Ontology annotation, molecular function: methyltransferase activity.